AUGAGGGUUAAUGCAGUACUCUUCUUCUUUAGCCUUUUCGUCCCACUUGUGACGUCUACAGUUUCUAGGUUUCCUGAAGCUUGGGAGAUUGACGAGAGUUGCGAUAAAGUGCGUAAAGAACUAGAUGAGGCCUUUGACGAUGCUAGAACGUUAAUUGCCAAGGCUCGACAGGACCUACUCAAGGUUCAGAGCAAGAAAUCAUUGAAACGAAAGUCUUCGACUAUUGGGGACACUGAUUGGGACCGCAUUGCAAGAAAUCUUGUCGUGACUUUUGGCCUCACACCUCCUGCCGACCCAUUCAAGAACGGAUACGACACAGAAAACGAACACUUCAAGCAAGUCAGCUAUGUGAUCGACGGUCUGUGGACUGGUCUGGUCAAAGGGGACCCCAUGCCCAAUGGAGGAUACUCUGCCCAGUUGACCAAGUUGAAGAAGAAGCCAUUGAUUAUGUGUGGACAAAAUCCGUGGGUUUAUUACGACAAAAUGGCGCCGGACCCGUACGACAAUUCCAAGCUUAUUCACGAAGUUUUUCCAAGGGUCGGCUCAGAGUUAGGACUGGGCUGGCCUGGAGCCUACAUUCAUAAACAUCGGUAUGAACCUGCCGAAAGCAACCUGGGUGCUUCCAUCUGUGCCCCAGGCAUCUAUGGUGUAACUCAACAGAAACAUGACAUGAUUACCUUCUGCGACCCGGUCUUCGCAUUGAAACCAGAAAAGUCUGCGGUGCGGAACGCAGAUGAAGUGAAGGAAGGUGUCAAUAUCGAUGAUGCCGGUAUCGCAACAACAAGUAUAGCCCGCGUCAUGAUACACGAGUUUGCGCACUACUAUGGAAGUAGGGUACCUGAGAAGUGGGAUGGGAAUCCACAAAGUGCCGAUUUGCGUGUCGAAUCAGUGCGAGAUUCAGACGCAAUUGAUAAGAAUGGAUGCCUUCUCUAUCAACAGAAAGGGCCUGGAGGACGUGUCUCUUUUGUUCGAGUGGACCCGUCGGGCAUAUUGCCAAACCCGAAAGUCUAUGGCAUGGCAUUCGUCGCCAGCAUUGCUCGGGACAAUAGCAACAAUGAGCACAAGGGAAAGUAUCGAAAGGAUAGGAAAAAGCCAGAUGAGUGGUCAGACUGUCAGCAGAUUAGAGCUUCAGGACCUGAAAAUGCGACCAGGACAGCUGAAACAUACGCUUAUUUUGCCAUUCUCUCGUAUUUGGAUAAAUGGGACUUGACACCAGAUGGAAGAGCUAAAGCACUUCUUCAGUCAGUCAGCGAGCAGCCGGAUGAGGAUGAGGAUGGAGGGGGUAGAGGCACCAAAAGACCGAAACUGGAUGACGAGCAGGAGGAAGAUAAUGGGGAAGGAUAA
Molecule: messenger RNA, 1344 nt
Organism: Fusarium sp. VM40
Lineage: Eukaryota; Fungi; Ascomycota; Sordariomycetes; Hypocreales; Nectriaceae
Source: the annotation of a GenBank genome assembly